AUGCGUCAUGUUUAUGGCUUCGCUAUCGUCAACAUAGUGGCAGGUCAUUCUGAUGGCCCUGAAGAUGGACUCUUCCCUCCACGAGACUUAUCUUCAGUUGAAUCAGUCAUUAUCGGAUCAAAAUGGGACGAUCAACCAGAGACGAACUAUCUUCUCUGGGACGAGUCAGCUCUACAAGACGACUUCGAAUCCGCGCCUCUCACGCAGCGCGGUUGGGUUUUCCAAGAGCGACUGUUGGCGCCUCGGAUCUUGCAAUUCGGCAAGAGGCAGGUGUAUUGGAGAUGCUCAGAGCUAUUUGCAACCGAAGCCUGGCCCCAGGGUGUUCGCUUUGCAACAGGCGAAGCCCUUAGAUUCGGCACUGACCUGGAUGCAUUGGAUGAGAAGGCUUGCAUGGAUAUCCCACCAAUUUCAAAAUGGUGCCAGGUGCCGGUCAACACUACAUCACAGGAACCAGUUGCAGUAUGGGAACGUCUUGUUACCCAAUAUUCCCAGAGCAAGCUUACCUUUGGCGAGGACAAGCUGAUUGCCCUCUCUGGAGUAGCCAAGCUGUUCCAACAGAAGUUUAAAGAUCGUUAUCUCGCUGGUAUAUGGUGGUCACCGUCUGCGAGGCUUCUUUGUUGGAGUCGAGAUGAUCGCCAGGAAAAGGAAGCAAGGGCUCGACCGGAUUACCGUGCACCAUCGUGGUCGUGGGCGUCAAUCGAUGGGCCCAUCUAUUUCACUGCUCGAAUUCCGGCGAUGCUUCGUACUCUCGUCUGGGAGGAGUACUUGGUCGAAGUGGUAGACGCAAGUGUCGUGCCACUCGGGAAUGAUGAGAUGGCCCAAGUUCAAGGCGGACAAAUGACGGUGAAAGCAAGUCUCUAUUCUUUCAAGGUCAUAUCGCAACAAGGAGAUCAGUUGUCAUUUGAGAUAGAUGGCAAGGUCACAGAGGGUGGAGAGGGCACAUUUGUUCUUGACGCAGCACUCAAAGAUGAACUCGAAGACCAACAACUGUGGGUCAUGCCGACUAUGCUUGUAGUAGAAGGAAUGCCGGGCGGAUCUUGGAGUAGCGCAGAAGGGGUGGUGCUACGAAGGAAAAGCGAAACAGAUGGAGGGACUGGUGCUGGUGACACUUACGAACGUAUAGGCUACCUUUAUGCGCCCGCUGUUGAAGGCGAGAGGGGAGUUGAGCUUUUCAGGCUGCAUGUAGAGAAAGUUGAUGGGAGUUCUGAAACAGGCAGCACGCUGAGACUUCGGCGAGACAGUGAACUGUUGCAGACAGUGACAAUAGUUUAG
This is a messenger RNA of Fusarium falciforme, 1272 nucleotides long. Its product is annotated as HET domain-containing protein. The coding region runs from base 1 to 1272 and encodes 423 amino acids. The record is from RefSeq and is a predicted model, not a curated record. The transcript has a single exon. NCBI's taxonomy places the organism in Eukaryota, Fungi, Ascomycota, Sordariomycetes, Hypocreales, Nectriaceae.